AAUAACAUAAAAGCGCUUAUGAUUCUAGGGCACGCGAUACUACGACAUCAGAACAAAACGACAAUGAGGGGACAAAUGAGAAAAUUGACAGUGUCAAGCGUUCUGUUAAUUUUGUCAAUUCUAACGGGGAUUGUUAACUCGAUCGACGUUGCUCCAGUUAAACCUACGACUAAAGAUCCUGUUCCAACAAGUUCAUCAGCCCUAAAACUCGAAGCAAGAUCUGAUCCGCUCGAUAAUGAGCACGACAGUGCAACAGCGACAGCGAUACUGAAUUCAACCUCUACUUCUUCCAAUAGUUUUCCGGUUUACCCGAGAUCCAACGAUAAGUCGAGCCUAUCUGAUCAAACUGUGAGUCUGAAUACCAAAGAUACUUAUCUGGAGGCGCUGGAGCACUCCCACUCAAGUAAAGAUCCACGUGAAGGCGUUGUCAAAGUUGACUCAAGGCCCAAGAGCACUAAAUUUGUCCGUAGGACUUACGAAGGUCCUGUUUACCGGCCCGAGUAUGGUCCACCGUCAGAUAAUACCAAUCCGCGAAUCGUUCAUGGAACCAGCCAAGAGUAUCCGUCCCAGUCGUCAAAUGAGUUGUAUUCAUUGCCGGCUCAGCAGACUCAAUAUGGCGCACCAGCGGCUCCACAGACUAAUUAUGGUGCUCCUAGUAGCAGUUAUGGGACUCCUAGUAGCAGCUAUGGUGUUCCUAGUAGCAAUUAUGGAACCCCUAGUAACAGUUAUGGCGUUCCUAGUAGUAGUUAUGGUGCUCCUAGUAGCAGUUAUGGCACUCCUAGCAGUAGUUAUGGUACUCCUAGCAGUAGUUAUGGUUCUCCUAGUACUAGUUAUGGAUCUGUUCAACCUCAAAAUUCUUAUGGACCGUCAAAUAGUUAUUUACCCGCUAAUAGACCUACGCAAGGUGAGGCUCGAGGAUAUGGAAGUGGAUGGAAUGGGUAUGCACUACCCCAACUGAUGCCAGCGAUCGAUUUCUCCUGGCCAUUUGCAUUGAAAUUAAACGCCUUCACUAUUGCUAAAAUACUUUUGAAAUUAGUAAUAUUCAAAAUGAUCGUCAAAUUUAUAGCUGUUAUAUGCUUGUUAUUAUUUAUCCCGAAGCUGGAGAUGAAAAAUAACGACGAUGACAGCGAUGAUGAUGAAAGCCGUGUAUUUAAAUGUAAGUUCUAUUUUAUAUUCUACCUCUCUUUAUGAUAAUAUUUUUCUCGUAUAUGCGCACUUAAAUUCAAUAAUAAAAUAAUUACGGUACGUGACAAUUUUUGCACUUAAAUUUAACGUUAAAUACAUUGAUAUAUAGCUUCCGCCGCCAACGUUAAUGUAGUUUAGCUAUAAUAAUAAUAAAAUAAUAUAAUGUAAUAAAAAAACAUAUCUAUACAUCUAUACUU
Messenger RNA from Cotesia congregata, 1382 nucleotides. Lineage: Eukaryota; Metazoa; Arthropoda; Insecta; Hymenoptera; Braconidae. The record is from the annotation of a GenBank genome assembly.